Messenger RNA from Aureobasidium vineae, 607 nucleotides. NCBI's taxonomy places the organism in Eukaryota, Fungi, Ascomycota, Dothideomycetes, Dothideales, Saccotheciaceae. The record is from the annotation of a GenBank genome assembly.
AGACUGCUACACAAACAUGUCUGGAGUGUUGAGUCUCUUUUCGCUGCGUGAUCGGACUGCUGUCAUCACCGGCGGGACGAGAGGGAUUGGCCAGUCCCUUGCGAUCGCUCUAGCAGAGGCUGGAGCCGACAUUGUUUUGAUACAGAGAGAUUCCAAUAACGUUGGCACCAAGGAACAGAUUGAGAAGCUUGGAAGGAAGGCAACCAUAUAUGAAGCAGAUCUCGCGGUCCCAGGUCAGAUCAGUGGUCUGAUCGAGCGAAUUGUUUCAGACGGCCACGACCUGAGUAUACUAGUCAACUGUGGUGGCAUACAGAGACGCCAUCCUCCUCAAGAGUUCCCGGAUGGUGAUUGGAAUGAGGUCAAUCUCAAUACAGUCUUCACACUCUGUCGGGAUAUUGGGGCUCACAUGCUGACACGAGAAGGACCUCAUCGUGGAUCUAUCAUUAAUAAAUCACAANNGAUUGCAUCUUUGGUAUCAUUCCAAGGAGGUCUCAAUGUGCCCGCCUACGCUGCCGCCAAAGGAGGUGUAGCACAAUUAACGAAAGCGCUGUCAAACUCCUGGGCCGCGCAUGGCAUCAACGUCAACGCUGUAAGCGAAUUGCAAGGG